This is a messenger RNA of Diorhabda carinulata, 1167 nucleotides long. RefSeq names its product CCR4-NOT transcription complex subunit 7. Gene Ontology annotation, cellular component: CCR4-NOT complex; P-body; CCR4-NOT core complex. NCBI's taxonomy places the organism in Eukaryota, Metazoa, Arthropoda, Insecta, Coleoptera, Chrysomelidae. Gene Ontology annotation, molecular function: nucleic acid binding; poly(A)-specific ribonuclease activity. The record is from RefSeq and is a predicted model, not a curated record. The coding region runs from base 196 to 1080 and encodes 294 amino acids. The transcript has 6 exons.
UGUCAAUCUUUUCAGUUGUCAAAAUUAUUAUAUAUUGUGAAAUGCUCAUGUUUUUCAAAUAAAAAAUAAUUUUUGAUCAACUAAUGUUUUCUAUAUAAUGAAAAAAAAAUCGAAACGCAUUAUUCUAAGAAAUACUAAUUAAUGAAUGUUGUCUAAAAUAAUUCAUUGUCAGAAUUUACAAAGAUUAGUAGAAAUAUGCCGGCAGCUACUUUAGGUAGCCUUGCACAUCCGAAUAAUGAAGAUUGCGGUAUUCGAGACGUAUGGGCUCAUAAUUUGGAAGAAGAAUUUCGAACAAUACGACAAAUCGUGCAGAAAUAUCAAUAUGUAGCUAUGGAUACUGAGUUUCCCGGUGUAGUAGCUAGACCUAUUGGAGAAUUUCGCAGUUCAGCUGAUUAUCAAUACCAAAUGUUGCGGUGUAAUGUAGAUUUAUUGAGAAUAAUACAAUUGGGGCUCACGUUUCUCGAUGAUAAUGGAAAAACCCCGGGAGGUGUAUACACAACGUGGCAAUUCAAUUUUAAAUUCAAUCUUCACGAGGAUAUGUACGCACAGGACAGUAUCGAUUUAUUACAAAACUCUGGGAUCCAAUUUAAGAAACAUGAAGAUGAAGGUAUAGAACCACUGGAAUUUGCGGAAUUACUCAUGUCGUCCGGGAUUGUUUUAGUGGAAAAUAUCAAAUGGCUUUCCUUCCAUUCCGGCUACGAUUUUGGAUAUCUCAUCAAAUUAUUAACUGAUAAUCAUUUACCGCACGACGAAAACGAAUUCUUCGAUUUACUGAAAAUAUAUUUCCCUACAAUAUAUGACGUGAAGUAUUUAAUGAAAUCUUGUAAAAAUUUGAAAGGGGGGUUACAAGAAGUAGCGGAACAACUAGAAUUGGAGAGGAUAGGACCCCAACAUCAAGCAGGAUCGGAUUCCCUUUUAACAGGAAUGGCUUUUUUCAAAAUGAAAGAGAUGUUUUUCGAAGAUACUAUCGACGAUUCGAAAUUUUCGGGUCAUCUGUACGGACUCGGUACUUCUUUCGCAGUAAACGGUACCACUAACAAUUAUUCAAACGACAAUGGUGACACGACGAACUCUUCAUGAAACUUACUUGUCCGUUGUCUUUUGAAAUUGUUGAAUAUAACGUGGCAAAAAAAUUAAUGUGACUCAUAUUUCUGAAAAAAAAAACAA